CUUGUCCCCUGAUCGCGCCAUCAGGUUCAUGGAUGUCGCCUCUGGCAACGUGGCCAGAAAUCUCUCUGCAAUCCCACUUUGAUAUCACUUUUUCUCGCAUCCCAUGGUGGCAAGAUCUCAGGUCCAAUCCCCAUAUAUUCCAUAUCCCAGCCCUCGCUCGAUGCCGCCCUGCACGCCUGCAUCGCACUUGCACUCGCAGACGCUCGAGACGCCCACACCAUGGUCGAGACCGCCCCAUCCGCAAAACCAAAGCUCGCCGACGUCUUCUUGACGUACCUCCCGCUUGGCUUCAUCACCUUUGGCGGACCCCAGGCCAACGUCGCCCUCUUCCAUGACUACUUCAUCGACAAGUAUCAGUGGGUCAGCACCGAUGUGUUUUCGGAGCUGUUUUCCAUCGCCUCGGUGCUUCCUGGGCCGCCCAGCAUCCAGAUGUCGUUUGCCUUUGCCCUGCUUCGGGGCGGCCCGCUGGCCGGAGUGGUCGGGUUUCUGACAUGGACCCUGCCCGUCACCCUCUUCAUGACCAUCGCAGCCAUCGUCGUCGCUUCCUUGCCUGAGAAGCUGCCCCCAGUCGUCAUCCAGAUCGAGAACGGCUUGACCUCGUCAGCAAUCGGCCUCACGGCACUGGCUGCCUACAAGCUCGGCACUAGGGUCUGCACCAACCGCAUGACGCAGCUCUCGGCAUUUGCCUCGGCGGCAGCGGCAAUCAACUACAGCGCCCCCUGGCUGUUUCCGGCUCUGAUGGUUCUUGGCAGCGUAUCGGCAUACUGCGAAUACCGCUACAAGCUCUGGACCGAGCGCCGGACACAGCCCCGAUCCCAGGCAGCCGGCGACGGCCUCCAUCUCGACGAUAUGCCGCAGGACGCAGCCAGCUCGACGCAGCCUCGCACUCCAGCAGAUGAGGAAUCUUCAUCCCCCGGUCCAUCUCCGUCGGCCCCCGUCUCGACCCAGAACUCUGGCCAGGACUCGGGCUCCUCCAACAACGUCAAAUGCUCGUAUUCGAGCCGGGUCGGGCUGCUGGUGCUGGCCGUGUGGAUCCUGCUCCUGGUGGUGGCCAUUAUCUUCAAGACGGUUGCAGGAGUGCCUCUGUUCCUGAACGUCUUUGGAACGUUCUACUUUGUGGGCUCGCUCAUCUUUGGCGGAGGCCCUGUCGUUGUGCCGCUGCUCAAGGACUAUACCGUCUCUGUCGGCUGGCUCAACGAGCGCGAGUUUCUGAUCGGAUUCGCCCUCAUCAACUCGACUCCCGGCCCGCAAUUCAACUUUUCUGCCUUCCUUGGUGGCCUGGCGCUUCGCAGCCUGGGCAUCGGCGUCAGCGGCUCGAUCAUCGGCUCGUUCCUGGCCUUCUUUGGCAUCUUCUUGCCAGGGCUGCUUCUGAUGUCGGCCUUGAUCCCCCUGUGGACGCAGUUCCGUCGGCGGACCUAUAUCCAGGUGAUCCUCGGGGGCAUGAGCGCCUCGGCCGUCGGGCUGGUCUUUGCGGCCGUCUAUUUGCUCUGGUCCAAGGCCAUUACCGACGGCCAGUCUGGCACGGCUCUGAGUAUCUCCCAGUUCCCGCUUUACGUCACCGUCGUUGGAUUUGCGUUCUUGGGCGUCGGGUUCUUGAAGAUGCCUUCGUAUUCUGCCGUCCUUGUCGGCGCCCUCACCGGCGUUCUGCAGUGCGCUAUCUCGGGCGGAUUCAGUUGAAGCAGUCGGAUCGGCCGCCAAGGACGAUGCACCGAUCGUGCUCGAUCUAGCCAGGGCAGCCGUUCAGAGCUCUGCCCUGAUGGACUUGGAGGAUGGGGUAAAAUCCAAUAUCAAUAUAUUCGCUGAAGUUCACGUCCGGUGGGCCUCCAUUCGACCCUC
This is a messenger RNA of Polychytrium aggregatum, 1836 nucleotides long. RefSeq names its product chromate transporter-domain-containing protein. The transcript is spliced from 3 exons. The record is from RefSeq and is a predicted model, not a curated record. Gene Ontology annotation, biological process: chromate transport. Bases 220 to 1677 code for a protein of 485 amino acids. NCBI's taxonomy places the organism in Eukaryota, Fungi, Chytridiomycota, Chytridiomycetes, Polychytriales. Gene Ontology annotation, molecular function: chromate transmembrane transporter activity.